UGAAACGUCAUCGCGGUGCAUAUAAUGUCAACUGUCAACGAGCGACCGGACAACCAACAGCAACGCAUUAUAGAUUACUUUACAUAUUUUAUUGUCAGAAAUAGUAUUUUCCAAAAAAAAGAAAUUUUUUUAAUAUUUUCAAUUUGGUUCGGUCGUAGUUUUGAAAGUGCGAUUGAAAUAUUGAAAAAACGAAAAUAAAAACGAAAUUCAUUGCAUUUAAAUUUAUUGAAAAAAGAAUAUUGCGUCGACUUGGAUGUCAUUUUAUGAGAUCUUUGUGUUCUUUCAAGUACUUUUGUGAGUUUCUUCGAUAAAAAAAAAAUUCAGUGAUUAAAACCGUUCGCACCAAACAUAUUCGGCGAUUGAAAUAUUUUACGAUCAAAAUAUUGGCAAACUAUGAGUGUAACGAUGGAUGAACCCGAAAUGGAUGUGGAAUUUUGCUAUUAUUCGGGAUCAGAUGAGGCGGAUGAAGACGAGAAUCAGUCACCCAAAGUAUUGAUCAGUGAUUAUGUCAAUUCGAUACGGAAGGAGCUGGAAAAUGACAUCGAAGUAAAAAAUGAGCCGCUAGAUGAAAAUAAUUUGAAGAAAAUCGAUUGCACACAGUCGGAUAAUGAUUCUUUAGACGACAACUCGAUUACAUCAGAGGACGACACAGAUGAUGAGUCAACGAUGAUGAAACGAGUUGCAGCAGGUCGUCGCAAGAGAGCCGUUGUAUCUGUUCGGAGUUUUCGAAAGAAUAUCCGUAGACUUUCGAGACACAAGCGACUUGGAAAAGAGAAGAAGCAAAAAGCAGAAGAAAAGGAUAAGGAAAUCGAAGAGAACAAUGUUGGAGUUGGAAAAGAGAAAAAUACGAUCCAUGACAUGAAUGGUGAUGUAGAACAAGACAAAACGAGAGAAUUCAAUGUUUUGAACUCAGAGACUACCAAUCAAGAAAAGCAGAGUGAAAUCAAAGAUAACGGCAAUGUCGAACAUCAAGAUGAAAACGAUCUCAAAGACUUGAAUGACGAUGCAGAAGAACUGAAAAGGAUCGAGAACAAAGUUCUGAGAUGCGAGGAAAAGAUAAAUGAGAUCAUAGAUGGCUUAGACGAUGAUGUAAUUAUCAUCGAACAACAAAAAAGUAGUGAAGUCGGUGUCUUAGUUACCGAAAAAAUGCAAAAUGACAUCAAAGAUAAUAACGAUGUCGAAAAUCAGAAAGAAAACGAGAUCAAAGACUUAAAUCGCAAGCUAAGAAAAAGAAGUUGGGCCGAAACCGUGGAUAGUGACAACAAACAAUACAAACUGGACGAGAGUGAAGACUCAGACCAAGAUAUGGAUUCAGCACGAAGACCGAAAACUCGUGCAGCAAAACUAAAGGCAGCUUCUAAAAUAUGUAUCCAAUCAGAGCCAUUUGAAUUGGCGGCGUUGAGAACGAGCCCUAGGAAAACUUUGAAUCGCCCAAAAAGUCCGGCAAUGCCUAAAAAACUAACCAUUGAGCCAAUCGGAGAUUCGAUGACAGCGUAUAAGGAUUCGAUUGGUAACUUAUAUCAAAGAAGGGUUAAAUAUCCCAAUUCCAUAUAUCUAAAGUGCCGAGGAGAAGAUUGCCCGGUUACUUUGAUCUAUAACACAGAAAAUGAAACUGCACGACAAAUCGGUCGACAUUCCAAUCAUCCGACCAGGAAAAAUGACAUUAAACUAAUUGAACUGAGGAAUCUUCUUCGAACUAAAUUAUUCGAUCCAACAUUGAAUCGUAUUGAAAUCCAUAAAAUUUAUCAUGAUUGUGUAGCUGGAUUUAAGGGGAUCCACUUGCCAAAUGGUCAUUAUAAGAAUACCAUUGAAGCCCUACGACAGUAUCGAAGUAAACACAAUGGAAUACAAAAGGCAGAGGAAGAUGAAAAACAAAUUAAUUCAUCAAAUGGUGACCAAGCAACGGAGAAUAACGAGUUGAUUAAAGCAAAAAAGAUCAUACCCAAACCAACCGAAGUAAUGACAUUGCCGGAAUUGAAAAUAAAACCUCAAAGAAAUCCCGGCAAUUCGGCGUUUGAACCAUUGGCAGGUUCCGAAGCGUUGUUCAAAGACGCCAAAUACAAUAUCUACCGAAAAACGACAGCCAAUUCGAGGUUUAUGUAUUUGAAAUGCCAGGGUGAUAGUUGUACUGUUAAUGCCAUUUACAAUAUGAUUGAUAAAACGGUGCGUUUUGUUGGUAAACAUUCGAAACAUCCAACCGAUUCGAAUGAUGUUCUUUUAAUUGAAUUUAAUUCUUUAAUGCGAUCUCGCGCCCUGGACCCAAAGUAUUAUCAUGUGAAAUCACCUGACCUGUACAAUCAGUGUGUCGCUGAAUUCAAAGGAAUUGAAUUGCCCGAAGGUCAUCGAACCCAAUCAAUGAUGGCCAUUAACUACUGUCGCAAACGAAUUCGAGAAAUUCGCAAAAAAGACUCGAACGCAAGUCUUAGUCUGAAUGAAAGCCUCAAAAUGCACGCAAUCAUACCUAAAGCAACGAAAAUUGGACAGCAACCACCGCCUCAAGCACAAAAACUAUUACAGAAGAAACCCCCGAAAACGGUAGCAGAAGAGGAACCGAAAAAAGCAUGUUGCACAUGCAAUUGCGGCUGCCACAAUGCUGACUUGCCAGUCGAGACUUCAGCAAAAAUCAUGAAAAUAUCAUCAAAAUCGUCAGAAGCAGAGAAAAUGGCAAAAAGUCUCUUACAAACACCAAGCAAUGGUCGAUUUAGCAUGCAAGAUUCAUCGAAACGUCAGCAACCGACAAUUUUGUCAUUUCUUACGAAAACAAACAAAAUGAAUAGAUCAGCUCGAGUCUCUGUCUAAAAGCAGUCAUAGUCGAUGACUUAUUGAUUUUAAAUUUCGAUAGCUUUAUGUUUGAUUUUAUUCUUUUUAAUCAUUGUUCCAUUCAUUUUAAUUAGGUUGAAGUUCAAAUCUUCAGUUUUGACACCUUUCAUUUGAACAGUUACACCAUUUUGUUUAGACUGAAAUCAUUUGUUUUUUCAAUAUAUUGAAUUUAAUGCACUAUUUGCAAUACGCGCGAUGCACGAUUUUGAAACUUUCUUUUAAUUUUUUUCAAUGAAAAUAUCAUUCGAUAAGUUUUACGAAGAUACAUUUAAUCACGUAAUAAAGUAAUCAUCCAACGUUUUGUGACAAA
Messenger RNA from Sitodiplosis mosellana (orange wheat blossom midge), 3130 nucleotides. RefSeq lists its product as uncharacterized. Bases 394 to 2799 code for a protein of 801 amino acids. The record is from RefSeq and is a predicted model, not a curated record. Lineage: Eukaryota; Metazoa; Arthropoda; Insecta; Diptera; Cecidomyiidae. The transcript is spliced from 9 exons.